CUUAAUAAAAGACUUAAAAAUUAUAAGAAAUUUUUAAUCCUGAAUAAUGAAUGUGUAUUUAUGGUGCUAUUUUUUUACGUUUGUUUUUGCAGCUUUAGAAAAUAAACAUAAAGAUUCAAAAAAAAACCUACCAGUUGUCUUAUGGCAUGGUCUUGGAGAUAGUUAUGACAUAGGGGAGAUUAUGGAAUUAUCGGAAAUUUUAUCAGAGACAUUAGAUGUAUAUGUACAUUCAGUAUAUCUUGAUAAAAAUUCGUUAAAUGAUAGAAAGAAUGGGUUUUUUGGCAAUGUUAAUAAACAGAUUGAAUUGGUAGCAGAGCAAUUAUCAAAUGAAACUAGAUUAUCAGAAGGAUUUAAUGCAAUUGGGUUUAGUCAAGGUGGAUUGUUUAUGAGAGCGUAUAUUGAACGAUAUAAUAAUCCUCCUGUUUCUAAUCUAAUUACAUUUGGUACACCACAUUAUGGAAUAUCUAGUUUUUAUUGUCCAUCUGAUGUUUAUAUUUGUAAAAUGCUGGAUUAUUUUAUGAAAUAUAGUAUAUGGUCUAAUUGGAUCAAAGAAAAUAUUGUUAUUGCACAAUAUUAUAGGGAUACUAGUGAUAUGGAAGAAUAUCUUCAACAUAAUCAUUUUUUACCUGAUAUUAAUAAUGAAAAGAAAAUUAAAAAUGCUACAUAUGCUAAAAAUCUUGGGUCAUUAAGUGGCUUUAUUAUGGUUGAAUUUGAAAAUGAUCAUGUAAUUAUACCUAAAGGAAGCUCUCAUUUUAAUGAUUAUAAUAAAACUGAGGAAAGAGUUAUUUAUCUAAGGGACACUGCAAUGUAUAAAGAAGAUUGGCUAGGCCUUAAAUAUCUUGAUGGUAAGGAGGCACUUGUAGAAAUAACGGUUCCAGGAGAACAUAUGGAAAUAGAUUAUGAAACUUUUAUGUACAUCGUUAAAAAAUAUUUCGUAAAUUCUACGAAAUCUGAACACAUAGUUCAGUGGCAGACAGAAGAUAACCUCCAAAGAAAUUAGAAUUUUAAAAUAUAUAUUUAACGA
Pneumocystis carinii B80 is the source of this 1024-nucleotide messenger RNA. RefSeq lists its product as hypothetical. The transcript is spliced from 7 exons. The record is from RefSeq and is a predicted model, not a curated record. Bases 47 to 1000 code for a protein of 317 amino acids. Lineage: Eukaryota; Fungi; Ascomycota; Pneumocystomycetes; Pneumocystales; Pneumocystaceae. Gene Ontology annotation, cellular component: lysosome. Gene Ontology annotation, molecular function: palmitoyl hydrolase activity; thiolester hydrolase activity.